Pieris macdunnoughi is the source of this 1401-nucleotide messenger RNA. The record is from the annotation of a GenBank genome assembly. NCBI's taxonomy places the organism in Eukaryota, Metazoa, Arthropoda, Insecta, Lepidoptera, Pieridae.
AUGGAUAAAAAUGUCGUAAUGCUUUGGGAAAAAUUAGAGGAAAAAUUAAACCAACAAACUCUAACUAUAACAUCAGCAGUAACCACAAACGUUAUGGAAGCGAUAAAUAAUAAGAUGGAUUCAAUUAUUCAAGAAAACAAAAAAUUAAAAACUCAGAUUACAAAACUUAAACAAAAACUAGAUCAAAUGGAAAUAGAUAAAAGAAAAUGCCUUCCAUCUGGGAUCUAUGUAAAAGAAGACUACUCGAAGCACAUAAUAGAAACCCGAAAGCAACUGCAACCAAAAGUAGAGGAAGAAAGAAACAAGGGUAACUUUGCAUAUAUCAAAUAUGAUAAGCUAAUCGUUAAGAAACCAAAUGAUCCAGGCCGUGAAAAAAGGAAGCGGGAACAGAGUGACUCGCCGAUAUCACCUACACAAAAGAGAGGUAUCAAAAAACAACUAACUACCCCCGACAACCGGAACAAAAACAAUGCUAACUGUAGAUCAACACCAACAAAGGACAACGAAAGAAAACAUGCACUUACCACCCCAAGCCGGCUGGUCACCGUGGGGCUCAGCGACUACUACCCUCCUAAUUCACAAUUCUUAACAAAUACAAUCAAUUCCAACAGAUCUCACUCACCACAUCACAUCUCUCCCGCAACAGAAAUUUCCCAUAUAUUUAUUUGUACUUUUAACGCGAGAUCACUAUCAUCAGACGAAAAACUCCUAGAAUUUAAAGAAAGUAUUGCUUCAAUAAGGUAUGACAUUAUUGGCUUAUCAGAAAUAAGAAGAGAAGGAUAUAACAUUGAAGAGUAUAGUGAACAUAUAUUUUGUUACUUCGGUGAAAGAAAGGGACACUUAGGCGUAGGGUUUCUCUUAAAGAAAAUACUCAAGCAAUACAUUGAGAGUUUUAUUGGUGUAUCAGAACGAAUCUGCAUUUUAAAUUUAAAAAUAAUAAAUUUAGAUAUGUCUAUUAUCCAAGUCCAUGCACCCACUUCCGAAGCAAGCGACAAUGAGAUAGAGAAAUUCUAUGAACAAGUACGUAAUGCUAUGAAGCACUGCAACAAGCAGUUUAUAUUAGCAGGUGACUUUAAUGCUAGAAUAGGAAAAAGGUUGCCUGGUGAAGAAAGAGUAAUGGGUGCAAAUUGCUUUGGUAAACGGGAUCAAAGAGGAGAUCUGCUCCUGCAAUUUUGCCGUGAAAACGACUUAAAGAUAAUAAAUACCCAAUUUACAAAGAAGCUAAAAAACCUAUGGACCUGGCUUUCCCCCAAAAAGCGAAGAAGUCAAAUUGACUAUAUAUUAACAAAUGACAUGCGACAUAUACAAAACAUUGAAGUGGUGCACAAUCUAUCAUUUGCCAGCGAUCACAGUCUUGUAAGAUGCACAUAUAUAGUAAAAGACCUAAAAAGAGUCGGGUAA